AAGUCGGUGACGAAGUCGCCUACAUUGCCGAAUCCUAAACGGAGCCCAUUAGCACCGGUUCUGUAGCGCCGCUGCCUCCUCCUUCCCCGUCUCGUUCUCUCGUCAACUUUUCUUUCCCUCCGCACCAUUACCAGGCGAAAGAAACCCUAGAAAGGCCCUAGAAAGCGAGCGGAGGCAAAUUCCGAAGAAACCCUAGAAAAGCCCUAGAAGUCGAUCGAUCGACGCCUCCCGAAAAGGAGCAGCGAUGAAUCGGCGGCAGGAGCCCUGCAGGAAUUUUCUUCGCGGCAGUUGUAAAUAUGGAGCCCAAUGCAAAUUUUUGCAUGUAUCUCCGCAGCAGUCAAAAUCUAACUCUUUUGGGUUUGGAACUCAAAGCACUUCCCAAUCUAUACAAACAAGUCAACAGCAGAAGCCUAAUCCUUAUGGAUUCGGUGUACAGAACAACUCCCAAUUGAAAGGCGCAUCCGAUUUUGGUGCCAGAAAUCAGAGUCUAGCCAAGCCAUUUGAGAAUAAGUGGACUCGGUCCUCCUCUGUUGCUCCUUCGAAACAGACAGACACGCAGCCUCAAGCACCUGUUCAUAUAUGUACAGAUCCUGAAUCCUGCAAGCGGCAAAUUGCAGAGGAUUUUAAGAAUGAGGCACCAAUCUGGAAGCUUACAUGCUACAGUCAUGGUAAAAAUGGUCCCUGCGACAUUCUUGGUGAUAUUAGCUUUGAAGAAUUACGAGCUGUAGCAUAUGAAGAUGCCAGACAAGGAUGUAGCCUACAGUCAAUAGUGGAAAGAGAGAGGAACUUACUUAAUUCCAAGCUGCUUGACUUCGAUAAUUUGCUCCGCAAUCCAUAUGUGUUGCAAAAAUCUGGUGUUCCCAUGGUGGGCCCGUCUCCGGGUACCAACAGUGUUGCACCAUUUGGAGCUUCUCAAAGUAAUGCACCACCAGUGUUCUCAAGUUUUAGUCAACUUGGGGCAGUAACAAACGCUGGAUCCAGCUUCAGGGCCUCUGCACCAGGAACCCCAUCAAAUACUGUUUUUGGUCAGUCGAACUCUUUCCAGAAUCCGAGCCAAAAUACUACUUUUGGUCAGUUGAGCUCUUCCCAGAAUUCCAGCCCAAAUAAUAUUUUUGGUCAGUCAAACUCUUUCCAGAAUACCAGCCAAAGUACCAACUUUGGUCAGUCAAACUCUUUCCUGAAUACCAGCCAAGCUUCUGCUGGAUUUGAAAUGAAAUUUGGGCCUCCAGUUGCAUUUGGUAGCCAAUUGGCAAGCCAACCCUUUGGAAGUUCCCCAGGUAUAGGCAUGUCGAACUUCAGCGCCGGUGAUUUCAAGGCUACAAAUAACCAGUUUUUCCCUCAACCCGGUAGUUCAAGCAGUCAAUCUAAAAGCUUUGAUGAUUGGCUAAAAGUUCCUUCUGAUAGCGCUAAUCAGUCUUCCAAUGAGGACACACACUCGGAAAGUAUUGAUGCUAGUAUUUGGUUAAAGAAAGAAUGGUCAAUAGGAGAGAUACCAGAGGAAGAGCCGCCCCAAAGGUUUUGUACCUAAAGGAUUUGAUAAUUUGAUCAGGCAAAAGGUUCUUAUCACUGAGCUUCAAAAUUCAGAGGAGCUUCACUGGGAAAUGCAUUGCUUUCUACUGCUGAUAUAGUGCUUUCCCUCGCACUCUUCAUUGAGUUAUUUUGUGGUCUGCUGCAGUUUCAGGGAAAGCAGAAGCUGAAAAAAGUCUAUUUUCUACUGCCAGAAGCAGAGGUAUCUGAUGCUAAGCGCGAGAAGCCCAACAUUAUGGUUUCAAAAAUAGCUCUUCUCCAGGAACCAGAAAGGAAGAUAACAAGAACAGAGAAAGUCUUAUGUUCACCAGAUGUUUGGUGUUGAUGCAUUACCAGGCAAUUCAUGCAAGUAAAAUUAGAGGCCUUCUUAGAACUUUCGGGGAACAGCAAAUGUGAAUGGGAUUUAUGAUGUAUAAAUAUUCAUGUAAAUUUAGGUGGCAUCUGGCUGGUGCUUCAGGAGUUGCUUGUAUCAAUGAUCCUGUCUCUCUCUCUCUCUCUCUCUCUCAUCUAUUUCUUUUUCAUCAUUUAUACUGAUGUGGUAAGCUUUGUUUUUCUUAUUUUUUCGGUAAUUAUAAUAUUACCAUCGCCCUCAAUGCUGCUAUCCUUGGAUAGUUCUUUUUCGGUUCA
Molecule: messenger RNA, 2154 nt
Organism: Ananas comosus (pineapple)
Lineage: Eukaryota; Viridiplantae; Streptophyta; Magnoliopsida; Poales; Bromeliaceae
Product: zinc finger CCCH domain-containing protein 46
Exons: 10
Coding region: 245-1528 (427 amino acids)
Molecular function (GO): metal ion binding
Source: RefSeq, a predicted model, not a curated record